Indicator indicator is the source of this 3188-nucleotide messenger RNA. RefSeq names its product small G protein signaling modulator 2 (gene SGSM2). Gene Ontology annotation, molecular function: GTPase activator activity. The transcript has 24 exons. The record is from RefSeq and is a predicted model, not a curated record. NCBI's taxonomy places the organism in Eukaryota, Metazoa, Chordata, Aves, Piciformes, Indicatoridae. Bases 1 to 3162 code for a protein of 1053 amino acids.
AUGAGCUGCUCGGCGGACGCCGUGAAGGAGAAGCUGCUAUGGAACGUGAAGAAGGAGGUGAAGCAGAUCAUGGAAGAAGCUGUCACCAGGAAGUUUGUCCAUGAGGACAGCAGUCACAUCAUCGCCCUGUGUGGUGUGGUGGAAGCCUGUCUGCUGCACAUGCUGAAGCGCAGGGCUGCCGGCUUCCUGCGGACUGACAAAGUGGCUGCACUCUUCACCAAGGUGGGCAAGACCUACACAAUAGCUGGAGACAUAUGCAAGAAGGUGCAGGAGCUGCAGCAGCAGGUGGAAAGCAGGAAAAAUCAGCCAAAUGGGCAGGAGCCCCUGAAGAGGCAGGGAUCAGCCACGAGCAGGAGCCCUGUCCUGACACCUCAGGCCAUCAAACACAUCUGGGUGCGGACGGCGCUGAUCGAGAAGGUGCUGGACAAGAUCGUGCAGUACAUUGUUGAUAACUGCAGUAAAUAUUAUGAAAAAGAAGCUUUACUGGCAGAUCCUGUUUGUGGCCCAAUACUGGCUUCUCUUCUAGUUGGCCCCUGUGCUCUGGAGUACACCAAGCUGAAGACAGCAGAUCACUACUGGACAGACCCUUCUGCAGACGAGCUGGUGCAGCGCCACCGCAUCCACGGGGUGCACGGCCGCCAGGACUCCCCCGCCAAGCGCCCGGCCCUGGGAAUCCGGAAGCGCCACUCGAGCGGCAGCACCUCGGAAGAUCGCUUCGCAGCCUCGGCCAGGGAGUAUGUGGAGUCCUUGCACCAGAACUCCAGGACACACCUCUUGUAUGGCAAGAACAACGUCCUGGUGCAGCCUAAAGAUGACCUGGAGGCAAUCCCUGGCUACCUCUCCCUUCAUCAGUCAGCAGAGAGCCUGACGCUAAAGUGGACUCCAAACCAGCUGAUGAAUGGCACCCUGGGAGAUUCAGAGCUGGAGAAAAGUGUUUACUGGGACUAUGCCUUGGUAGUGCCUCUGAGCCAGAUCGUCUGCAUUCACUGCCAUCAGCAACAAGGCAGAUGGACACUGGUCUUGGUGAGUCAGGAUGGAACUCAGAGACCUCCACUGCACUUCCCCCAAGGAGGUCACCUCCUUGCCUUCCUUUCCUGUCUGGAAAAUGGGCUCCUGCCUCGUGGUCAGCUGGAGCCACCACUGUGGUCCCAACAGGGCAAGGGGAAGGUGUUCCCAAAGCUUCGGAAACGGAACAGCCACAGAUCCGUGGACCUGGAGGAAAUGCCAGCUGAAGACAGCUCCACAGACUAUGUGUUCAGAAUUAUCUACCCAGGACACAAGCAUGAGAACAUAACUAUUAACUACCACCACUUAGCUGCCAGCCGCUCUACCUCUGUUGACGAUGAUGAGGAGGAGGAAGAUAAGCUUCACGCAAUGCUAUCAAUGAUCUGCUCUCGGAACCUCACAGCUCCUAAUAGGAUGAAAGACACCAGUGAAAUGAUAGAGAUGCAAGGCUUUGGGGCAAACUUGCUCUCCUGGCAGCUGGAGCACUGCAGCCAAGGCUCCUCCUGUGUCUCCUGUUCCACAGGCAGCUCUCCCUAUGACGUACCUAGCUGCUGCAACUGCAUCCAUGACAGAACUCCUCUGAAGAUGCUGUGUGACAGCAUGAAGAAACAAAUCGUUUCCAGAGCCUUUUAUGGGUGGCUCGCCUACUGCCGCCACCUCUCCACGGUGCGCACACAUCUCUCUGCCCUGGUGAACCACACCAUUGUCCCCCCUGACAAACCCUCCAGUGCUGCAGGAGGCCUGACCAAAGAGGUCUGGAGCAAGUAUCAGAAAGACAAGAAGAACUACAAGGAGCUGGAGCUGCUGAGGAGAGUUUACUACGGCGGGGUGCAGCAUGAGAUUCGGAAGGAGGUGUGGCCCUUCUUGCUGGGUCACUACAAGUUUGGCAUGGCCAAAAAGGAAAUGGACCAGGUGGAUGAGGACAUCGCCCUGCACUAUCAGAAGGUGAUGGCUGAGUGGAAAGCCUGCGAGGUGGUGGUGAAGCAGCGCGAGAAGGACUCCCACUCCGCCACGCUGGCCAAGUUCUCCUCGGGCAGCAGCAUCGACAGCCACGUCCAGCGCCUGAUCCACAGGGACUCCACCAUCAGCAAUGAGGUCUUUAUCUCUGUAGAUGAGAUGGACUCCAAAGCUCAGGAUGAUCCCAGUUUCACCACGAUGACUGCCGAGGCACCACCAGCAGUGGCUGCCCUAGAGCAACAGCCUGUGGAAUUUGACUCCCCCGACUCGGGGCUGCCCUCCUCCAGGAACUACUCGGUGGCCUCGGGCAUCCUCUCCAGCAUCGACGAUGGGCAGAGCGGCUCCUUUGAGGACGGGGCCGAAGAAGAAGCAGGCACGGGAGUGGAAAGGACUGAUCCAGACACACCACGUGUGCAGAAAGCCAAGUCAGUGGUGCUGCAGUCUCAGGGUUCUGGCUCCGAGGAGCAGCUCUGCUCCCAGGUGGAUUAUUUGGUGGAUGUUGCUUCUGUCUGCGCCGCGUCCUACACGAUAGAGUUACUGGACACUGUUGCCUUAAAUUUGCACAGAAUUGAUAAGGAUGUCCAGAGGUGUGACAGGAACUAUUGGUAUUUUACUGCUGAUAACCUGGAGAAGCUGCGAAACGUCAUGUGCAGCUAUGUGUGGGAGCACCUGGAAGUUGGUUAUGUCCAAGGCAUGUGUGACCUCCUGGCUCCUCUGAUGGUUAUACUUGACAAUGAUCAGCUGGCUUACAGCUGCUUCAGCCACCUGAUGAAGAGGAUGAGCCAGAAUUUCCCCAAUGGAGGUGCUAUGGACACACACUUUGCCAACAUGAGGUCCCUGAUCCAGAUUCUGGACUCAGAGCUUUUUGAGCUGAUGCACCAGAAUGGAGACUACACUCACUUCUACUUCUGCUACCGCUGGUUCCUGCUGGACUUCAAGAGAGAAUUGUUGUACGAGGAUGUAUUUACAGUGUGGGAAGUUAUUUGGGCAGCAAAGCACAUCUCUUCAGAACAUUUUGUCCUUUUCAUUGCCUUAGCACUGGUGGAAGUUUAUCGAGAGAUUAUCCGUGAUAACAACAUGGACUUCACUGAUAUCAUCAAGUUCUUUAAUGAAAUGGCAGAGCAUCAUGAUGCUGAGGAAAUCCUGAGCAUAGCAAGAGACCUUGUCUACAAAGUGCAGACCCUGAUUGAAAACAAGUGAUGCUGAGCAGCCUACCCCUGGGGGCC